This is a messenger RNA of Pneumocystis jirovecii RU7, 1032 nucleotides long. RefSeq lists its product as uncharacterized. Gene Ontology annotation, biological process: iron-sulfur cluster assembly. The transcript is spliced from 4 exons. Gene Ontology annotation, cellular component: cytosolic [4Fe-4S] assembly targeting complex. Bases 1 to 1032 code for a protein of 343 amino acids. Lineage: Eukaryota; Fungi; Ascomycota; Pneumocystomycetes; Pneumocystales; Pneumocystaceae. The record is from RefSeq and is a predicted model, not a curated record. Gene Ontology annotation, molecular function: protein binding.
AUGACUCAUAUUCGACAUAUACAGACACUUUCUGGUCAUACUGAGCGUAUAUGGAACAUUUCUUUGCAUCCAACACUUCCUUUGCUGGCUUCUGCAUCAUCUGAUAAAACUGUGAAAAUUUGGUCGAUACAAAACGGUCGUUGUAUAGCAACAUUGGAAGGUAAUCAUCAACGAAGUAUUCGGUCUGUUUCAUGGAAGCCUCAUGUAAAAGAAGAACGACCUAUUCUUGCAACCGCUAGUUUCGAUGGUACAGUAGGUAUUUGGGAACCUGAUUGCGAAGAUAAAUCAGAAUGGGAAUGCGUGGCAACAUUAGAAGGACAUGAAAGUGAGGUAAAAAGUGUUGCAUGGUCAUCAGAUGGUGGGCUGCUUGCAACAUGUUCUCGAGAUAAAAGUGUUUGGAUUUGGGAAGCUGAAGAAGAUAAUGAAUUUGAUUGUUUAUCUGUGCUUCAGGAACAUACACAAGAUGUAAAGAUGGUUUUAUGGCAUCCUGAGGAUGAACGAUUGGCAUCUGCAUCUUAUGAUAACACGAUUAAAAUUUGGAAAGAUAAUCAAGAUGACUGGGAAUGUUACGCAACUUUAUCUGGACACAAUAGUACGGUUUGGUGUAUUGAUUUUGAAAGUGGACUAUCACAUAAUCCGAGACUUGUUUCUUCUUCUGAUGAUCAGACGAUUAGAAUAUGGCAACGAGAACUUGUCGCUCAGGACCAGUUGAAUGUGAUGCCUAUUCUUGUGUCUUCUGAGGAAACUUGGGUUCAAAAAACAGUUUUGCCUAAAGUUCAUAUAGGUGCUAUUUAUUCGGUUUCAUGGAGCAAAACAUCAGGAAAAGUCGUUUCUUGUGGAUCCGAUGGUAAUUUGGUUGUAUAUAAGGAAGACGAGAAGCACUGGAUUAUUGAAGCUUUGCAAAAGCAUGCACAUGAUGUUUAUGAAUUAAACUGUUCAAUCUUUGGCAAUAUUUCUGACACCGAAUAUAUUUUUACUGGUGGUGAUGAUGCAAAUAUAAAUAUUUGGGAACUAAAAUCUACAAAUAGUUAA